Molecule: messenger RNA, 4739 nt
Organism: Aplysia californica (California sea hare)
Lineage: Eukaryota; Metazoa; Mollusca; Gastropoda; Aplysiida; Aplysiidae
Product: dnaJ homolog subfamily A member 2
Exons: 10
Coding region: 50-1291 (413 amino acids)
Biological process (GO): protein refolding; response to heat
Cellular component (GO): cytosol; cytoplasm
Molecular function (GO): ATP binding; Hsp70 protein binding
Source: RefSeq, a predicted model, not a curated record
GGGCGCUGUUUAUGAUGUCAUCGAAAUUGUCGGAUUGUCCUCGUGCAAGAUGGCUGACAACAAAUUGUACGAACUUCUUGGUGUAAGCAGAAAUGCUACAGAUACUGAUCUGAAAAAGGCUUACAGAAAGCUGGCCAAAGAAUUUCAUCCAGACAAAAAUCCAGAUGCUGGCGAAAAGUUCAAAGAGAUCAGCUUCGCCUAUGAGGUGUUGUCAAACCCGGAGAAGCGUGAGGUCUACGACAGACAUGGCCUGGACGGGAUCAAAGAGGGCGGUGGAGGAGGUGGGUUUGGAGGUGCCAGCAUGUUUGAAGAUCUGUUUGGCGGCUUCUUUGGGUUCCCGGGUAUGGGCGGCGGCUCUGGCAUGGGCCGAGGGCGGCGGCGCGGGGAGGACACCCACCAUCCACUCAGGGUCACAUUGGAAGACUUGUACAAUGGGAAGACAGCAAAACUACAGUUGAGCAAGACCGUUGUUUGUAAAAAAUGCAAUGGAAUGGGAGGGAAGAGCGGAGCGAACCAGCGCUGUAAAAAAUGCAACGGUCGUGGUGUCCAGGUUCAGCUACGACAGCUGGGCCCCGGCAUGGUCCAACAGCUACAGAGUAUAUGCUCCGAAUGUCACGGGGAAGGUGAAGUUAUCCGGGAAAAGGACAGAUGUCCGGAAUGUAAUGGCAAGAAAGUUUGCAAUGAAACAAAGAUCCUAGAAGUCCAUGUAGAUAAAGGAAUGAAAGACGGGCAGAGGAUUCCUUUCCGAGGAGAAGGAGAUCAGCAGCCCGGCAUCGAGCCCGGAGACGUGAUCAUCGUCCUGCAGCAGAAGGAGCACGAGAUUUUCACUCGCAAGGGAGAGGACCUGGUCAUGGAGCAUUCCAUCCCCCUGACAGACGCCCUCUGUGGCUUCAAGUUCAACCUCAAGCACCUGGACGGCCGUGACCUGGUCAUACACAGCAAGCCGGGCGAGGUUAUAGAGCCUGGGAAAUUGAAAAUGGUGACACAAGAAGGAAUGCCUCGCUACAGAAACCCCUUUGAGAAGGGCAACUUGUACAUCAAUUUCAAUGUCACCUUCCCUGAGAACAACUUUGCAACUCCUGACCAACUCAAAGACCUAGAAGCUCUGUUACCCCCGCGACCCCGCACGGAGAUCCCCACCGGGGAGCACGUAGAGGAAGUGAAUCUUGUGGAGUUUGACAACAGCCGAGGUUUUGGUGGGGGCGGCGGUCACCGCAUGGAGGCGUACCACGACGACGACGAGGAUGAGGAUGGACAUGGACACCCGCGCAUGCAAUGUCAGCACCAAUAAUGACCGCCGGCACUGUUAGUGUACAUAGACCACCUGUAUUGUAUGUGAACACAGCUCCCCGGGAAGGAUGGGCCGCCACUGCACAGACAGACAGACAGAGAGCAGGCGGGCUUGUCAACGUGAGAGGAAACAAGUUGUUGACAAUCUAACUCUUUAACACUUUGCUGCCCCAUCUCGCCGAUUGGCCAUGUUUACCACCCAGUUUCUUUGGAUUUUCCCUAAAAUAUGAUGGCCAAGUGUUAAGCUAUGCUUAAAUGUAGUCUUUUUUUUUUUUUUUUUUUUCAACAUUUUCUGAGACAGUGAGAGCCUUUGGGGUUUUUUUUUCAGUGAUGAAAGAGUACAGGGGGUGGAACUAAGUUUAACUUGAAUUGACGGUUUAGUUACCGGAGUGUUCUCAAGUGUUUCUUCUCUUUGACGGAGGGGAAGGUUGGCUUUGUUUUGUUUGCUUUUUUUAGUUGAAAAAUACUGUGUGAUUCUGGUGGUGGGUGGUCGGAGGAUGUUGAUGGGGUAUGGCGACACCUUCGCCUGCUUGACAGAUGUAUGCCGAGAAGUCUCCCCCACCCACCUCUCUCCUCCCUCCACCCUCCACCCUCCCUUGUCACUGCCAAGCUGUGGACUUAUCCUGUGACCCUCAGGUGUGUGUACUAUUGUAGUACCCCGUGACAGAAUCAAAAUCGUUAAUGUAGAGAACUGAGUUGUACUGGCUGGAAGGGGUUUGGAAUUGUCCGAACAUCAGAGUAGCUUUUAUCUAACUACGGUUUACCAUAAGGAAAAGUUGUCAGCCCGCCCCCCCCCCACCCCCGCCCCGUAUCAGAUGCGAUUUUCUUCACAUACAUUUGGUACAUUUGGUGCUACUGUUGACAUAGGUAGUGGGAGAGUUGCGUGGUUGGGAAUGUUUGACAUUUGUUUGGAGGUAUUGUGUUGAAGAAGCAACUGUGGGGGUGCAUAUAAUUUCAGUAAAAUGUUUCUUCCCGGGAGGCUGAAAAUGUUUCUGGGUGUUCUAUGGUCUGCUGGGGGUAAUAAUAUAGUGUAAAACGCAUAGAGCUUGCUGUAGAGCAGGGUAUGCGCUAUACAAAUGCUAUUUAUUAUUAUUAUUAAAAAGGUGAAAUGAGUUGGGGUUAUUUUGUGGAUAUGUCAUUGUGUUGGGAUUGGUCAGUGUGUAUUCCAUUCCUUUCCCCGUAGCUGUGUUUAUUGAUGUUUUUAUAAAUAUUUUGAAACUUUGUGUGUGCACGACGGAAAAAUGAAAUUGGAUGGGAGUGGCUUAGCUCUCGGGUGGAAGUCGUGGCAGUCUGGGAUACCCCGUGGCGUCUGUUCUGACUGCAGCGUGUGACCUGUUUUGUGUCGUGCUGAUGUAAGAGUGCCAUUUGGAGCGUAGCGUUGAUGGAUCAAGUCAAAGUAGUUGUUUAUAGACUUUGUCAAAUCCCAUUCCUCUGGUAUGUUGUGAACUUUAACCCUACCUUUGCUGUGAGGGAAUGCUGUAUGACCAUCCAGUCUCUCGUCAAACGCCGCAGCACCUUUCUAUGACUGGCUAGGAACUUGUAGGACUGCGCUCUGGCUUUUUGUCCCUGUUGAUCCUAGCCAGGGUGAGUUCUCCUGUGACAAACGCUGUCGUGGAAAUACAAACGUGUCCUGUCUAUGCAGAUUAUGUUUUGAGGAGAGUGGGCUCUGAUAAUGUGGUCUGACCUUGGGGUAUGCUCGUCUCUCGUUAGAUGUUCACCCCAUUCAUCGUGUAGAAGCCGAUCUCCACUUGUGUAUGGUAAGAGUUUAUGGUGAGUGUCGUCGUCCGUCUACUUUCCAUGAAAGGAUGGUCGGGUUUUGUUCCUGUUGUGCUGUGGGCUGGCCGGUGUGGUGGGUGUGGGACUCGUGUACCCACAUGUUGAGCGUCACGGCUCGCCUUCGGUACUGGUGGUAUUUGGGGAGUACAUGCACUCGUUGUCAAUGGGUGUUUCUGUUCACAAGGUUGCCAGUUGUCAGGCUUUUUAAAAUCAAAGAGGAAAAAGUAAUUUCUUUACAGCAGGACCUUCCCAUUACAAACAUCAAUAUACAGUUAUUGGUGAGUUCUAUUUUUUUAAUAUUAAGAUUGUUGUAACGGGCCUAGGCCUGUGUAUAAAGUAUUUUGGCACAUGUUAUUAUGCCUUGUCUCUUUUUAAUUAAAUGCAGCGUGCCACGUGUCGAAUUUGAUGCCGACAAAUUUUCCAGCGUUUUUGUCAGCCUGCUGGCAACCCUGUGUUCAGUGACAUGGUUGCAAUCGGGCUGUCCAGUUUUACCUGUGGUGGAAUGUUGUAGGACGGAGUGGGAUAGUCUAUGCAGUUCUCCUGGGCCACUGUGUGAAGGGAGCUGUGACGUGCACGUGUGUUGUCCCAACACGCGACGGGAGCUCUGAGCCUGGGUCCUGUGGCGAGCACAGAGUUCCACAAGCACUACUGUCCUACCACAAUUACUACCGGCUUCACAAUGGUGUGCAGAUGCUGCAGCUACAAUGUACAUUAGUUGUCCAUAAUUUUCUCAGAUCAACUUUUCACUUUUCCAGAGACCAAUGGUAGAAUCACCCAAUAUUCUGUACAAGAGUCCACCAUGCUCCCAUGUUCUUGUACGUCUGGCCUAUUGAAGUGCUCUCUGUCACAUGUGUAUGCCUUGUAUCAAUUGUUCAUCUAUCUCUAACAAGUGAAUCACCAUUUCCAAAUUUGAUUGAGCUUUGUAACUCUGACUGGACGUAGAAGCAGCUUUUUCCUGUGGGAAAGUACCCAGCGUAGUACACUCACAGACACACACAAUUAGUGCCUGCACGUCGUAUAUCUCCGCUGACUGUUCCUCUCUCCGGAAAUUAAAGACUCUUCCGGUCGACGGAAGGGUCUGCUUGUCAGGGAAUGUUCUCAACUCUUGUCAGCGAGUAGUUAAAUGAAAUUUGCGUUCAGUUCAGGGCUUUUUUUGUGUGUUGUCCAUCUUAUUACAGGAUUAUUUUUUUAAAUCAGUAUCAAAGUAUAACAGAACCGUUGCUGGUCUUAUUCAAAAUAUCAUCGGAAAUGUUCCAGAAUAGCUAUUGAAGCUCGGGGUAAUUCUGUUGUUUGGUUGGUUGGUUUUUUUAUCUCCCUUUUUCUUUGCCUUGCCCUUGUUUAAAUUAUUUGAAAUAAUGUGUUUCUUAUGUUUCUACAUGAUAUAUGAUUGUAUUAUAUAUAUAACACAUGCAUUCUGUAGUUGUCAGCUGGAGUGUUGUCCUUUUCCUUGUUGUGGCCUUCACCUUCGGUGAUUGGUCUUGUCUUGGUGUGUGUGGGGAGAAUGUGUGGGGAGUGGCGGGGAACUUGUUGUUGCAGGAUUCCCCCGUGUGUGGUAGGCUACGUCUGACGGGAGUGCACACCACUUCCUUGUGUCUACCUUUUUGUCGUUUGUGUUUGAGGUACAGCGGAUGUCUGUGAUCAGAAUAAACAUUAUGGGACACUCAAAAACAAAA